UUAAUUCAGCUAUUAGUUGAUGAAACAAACAAAUAUGCUAGACAGAGAAUUGAUGCUCAAAAAAAUGCUGGUAACCAAAAGCGUUAUUCGAGGGCCAAAGCUUGGAAGGAUGUUACCAGUGAGGAAAUGAAAAAGUUCUUAGCUUUGUUUUUCCUCACUGGUAUCAUCUCAAAACCAGAGCUUGAACUAUAUUGGUCAACCAAUGAGAUAUUGUCCACACCUAUAUUCUCAAAAGUCAUGCCCAGAAACCGAUUUGAGAUAAUUUGGUCAUAUUUUCACGUCAAUGAUAAUGAAGCACGCCCUGCCGACGAUACAGACAGACUGUACAAAGUGCGUCCUGUCCUAGACCACUUAGUCACUAAGUUUCGAGAAUUGUAUAACCCUGGUCAAAAUAUCUCAAUCGACGAAGGCAUGCUUUUAUGGCGGGGUCGCCUUACCUUUCGUGUAUAUAAUCCAGCAAAACCAGUGAAGUAUGGGAUCAAAUCAUAUAUAUUGGCCGAUUCUCAGUCUGGAUAUUGCUGGUUUCUGAAACCUUACUGUGGUGUAGGGGCAACUGUUGGUGAUACGGUAGUUGAAUUGUUAGGUCGACUUGUAAACCAAGGGUAUAUCUUGUAUAUGGAUAACUAUUAUAAUUCUGUAAGACUUGCCCAUCGUCUCCUAGAUCUCGAUACACAUGUAUGUGGUACUCUAAGAAAGUUUCGCGGUGAACCACCAGAAAUACGUGACCUGUCUAAUGCUGAUUUAGAUGUGGGGGGUGUUGUUGCCCGUCAUGAUGGAUCAGUAUUGUGUAUAGGGUGGCGUGAUAAGCGUAUUGUAAAAAUGGUCACUACAGUCCAUCAAGACACUAUGACUGAGGUACAUGUCAGGGAAAGGGGCCGUGCUGAUCGAGUUGCUAAAAUGAAACCUACAUGCAUUACUCAGUAUAAUGCCAGUAUGAACGGUGUUGAUCGAGUGGAUCAGAAUAUACAAUAUUAUCCAUUCGUACGUAAGUCGGUAAAGUGGACGAAAAAAUUCGUCAUGUACUUAUUUCAGAUAGCUAUCUACAAUUCCUUUAUUAUCUAUAAAGCAAGGAAUCCCCAGGGAAAGUACAAAACACUGCUUGAUUUCACCUUAGAUAUCAUCCACUCGUGGAUCACCGUUCAUCCUGACAACGACUCAAGUGACAACGACUCAAGUGACGGCGGUGAUGAUAAUGACGGGGGUGCUCAACCGGUCCAGCAUACACCAAGGGCACCUGCUCGUGACCCUGGUACUCGUUUAGACAAGAAGGCCAAGAAACAUGUCCUUUCUGCAAUUGCAGGCACAAUAAAAAAGAAAUAUCCAUCACGCAGAUGCAGAGUUUGCAUGCGACGUGGCCUGCGUGGUGAGACCCGGUAUAUUUGCCAAAGUUGUGCUGUGCCAUUGCACAAAGGAGAAUGUUUUGCCACAUACCAUUCAACUCAAAAAUAUUAUUAGUCCUCAAUGUAUGUAUAAUAUGUAUAAUAUAAUAUGGAUGUAUAAUAUUAUCAAAUCAAUCAGAUUGAACACUCAGAAUAGUUGUUUUAUUCAUGGAAAUAAACUUGUAAAGUAUAUUUCAGUUUUUUUCGUUUUCUGUAAAAUUUUGGUCUAAAAUGCCGAAAACGACCUAUUUUCAACUGCAUGGUGUACGGUAAUGGAAUAAGAUAUAGAAAAACCAAUGGUAUCAUAUGAAAAGUUGAAUCUCCUAGUUUAUUAUGCUAAAGUAGAUUUAUUCUAUCUUAUUGGUAAAGUUUUCAAUGUAUUAUUCAAAAAUCCUGAAAAUCGCGAAAAAAGUCUGGCGGCAGCUAGUUACCUGCCAAAAAAAAUCUGGCGGGGAAUGU
This is a messenger RNA of Priapulus caudatus, 1838 nucleotides long. RefSeq names its product piggyBac transposable element-derived protein 4-like. NCBI's taxonomy places the organism in Eukaryota, Metazoa, Priapulida, Priapulimorpha, Priapulimorphida, Priapulidae. The coding region runs from base 127 to 1455 and encodes 442 amino acids. The record is from RefSeq and is a predicted model, not a curated record. The transcript has a single exon.